GCACGGAGUGAGGAGAGCGAGCCUCUGGACUUCCAACCGCUCAGCAUGUGAACCGACGCUCUGUGUGAAGUCAGGUCGAAAAACGAUGGAAAUAUAAGACUUUCUUAACUUUUAAACGCUUCUUCGUUUGAGCCAAAGUAGCAACGCUCGAGUGUUUGACGCGCUGGACUAACUUGGGUUUUCAUUACUUUGAGAAAAUGGGACUUUGAGUGUUAUUUUCACCGGGUCGGGAGUGAGAGUGGGCUGCUUGGAGUCACUUACAAAGACCAUCAAGAAGUCAUGACACGACGAACGUUUCACUUGGAUUUAUCUUCAUAAAACACGAGGAAAAGACGAUUGCGACGACUUCUACUCGAAAUACUCGGACUACAAGAUAAGUGUUGCGGCAUUUCAUGUAGAUUUUCUUUGCUUUUCAACCGUUUUCAAGUCGCCCUACUUGGAUCAAAGUUUUUCCUUCCCUCCCCCCUCCUCCUCAACUAUGGCGGCGGCCAGGUCCACCACUGGCUCCGUGUUGCUGCGGAUCAUGUGGCUUGUGUGCGGGCUGUCUUUCUCAUCUGCUCAACAUUACAACAGUGAGAGUGGGAUUUCUGUACCAGAACACGGGUUCUGCCAGCCCAUUUCCAUCCCGCUUUGCACCGACAUCGCCUACAACCAGACCAUCAUGCCGAACCUCCUGGGCCACACAAACCAGGAGGACGCCGGACUGGAGGUGCACCAGUUCUACCCUCUGGUUAAGGUCCAGUGCUCUGCGGAACUCAAGUUCUUUCUCUGCUCCAUGUAUGCACCAGUCUGCACAGUGCUGGAGCAGGCCAUCCCCCCUUGUCGGUCCCUGUGUGAGCGUGCACGGCAAGGAUGUGAAGCCCUCAUGAACAAAUUCGGCUUCCAGUGGCCGGAGCGGCUCCGCUGCGAGGCUUUCCCCGUCCACGGAGCCGGUGAGAUCUGCGUCGGUCAGAACACGUCCGAACCCAGCAGCCCGGCCUCCUCGUCUUCCCCGUAUGCACCCGAUUAUGUGACCCCUCCCCCAAACAUCGGCCGACCCAACCAACGCCCGCCGCAACACAACCAGUACCACCAGUUCUCCUGCCCCCUCCAGCUAGAGGUGCCUUCCUACCUGGGCUACCGAUUUAUGGGGGUCAAUGACUGCGGAGCACCAUGUGAGCCCACUAAACCAACUGGCAUCAUGUAUUUCCGAGAGGAUGAAGUAAAAUUUGGCCGCUUGUGGGUUGGGAUCUGGUCCAUUCUGUGCUGUGUGAGCACCUUAUUCACAGUGCUCACUUAUUUAGUGGACAUGAGGAGAUUUAGGUACCCCGAGAGGCCCAUCAUCUUCUUAUCUGGGUGUUAUUUCAUGGUGGCUGUUGCCUAUGCUGCUGGGUUUUUCCUGGAGGACAAAGUUGUUUGUGCUCAACUAAAGGAAGAUGGCUACAGGACAGUGGUUCAGGGGACCAAAAAGGAGGGGUGCACCAUCCUCUUCAUGGUGUUGUACUUUUUUGGUAUGGCCAGCUCCAUCUGGUGGGUGAUUUUGUCCCUGACUUGGUUCCUCUCAGCUGGGAUGAAAUGGGGACAUGAGGCAAUUGAAGCCAACUCCCAAUACUUCCAUCUGGCUGCAUGGGCUGUCCCGGCCAUUAAAACCAUCACCAUCCUUGCCAUGGGCCAGGUGGAUGGUGACGUCCUCACUGGGGUGUGUUUUGUUGGCAUCUUCAACGUGGAUGCUCUCCGUGGCUUCGUCCUGGCUCCGCUUUUUGUCUACCUGUUCAUUGGCACAUCCUUCCUUUUGGCUGGCUUUGUGUCCCUUUUCCGGAUCCGCACCAUCAUGAAGCAUGACGGCACCAAGACAGAGAAACUGGAGAAGUUGAUGGUGCGGAUCGGUGUGUUCAGCGUGCUCUACACGGUACCGGCCACCAUUGUGAUUGCAUGUUACUUCUACGAGCAGGCCUUCAGGGAGCACUGGCAGCUGACAUGGCACAUGCAGACCUGCAAGCGAUUCGCCGUGCCCUGCCCGGUGCAUAAUUUCGCCCACAUGACCCCGGACUUCACAGUGUUCAUGAUCAAAUACCUGAUGACCAUGAUAGUUGGGAUCACCUCGGGUUUCUGGGUCUGGUCCGGGAAGACUCUUCAAUCAUGGCGGCGGUUCUACAAGCGGCUGAGCAACGGUAACCAUGGAGAGACAACAGUGUGAAUUUUUAGGAAGUUACUAAGCCACAGAGUUUGGAUAUAACAACCAUGUAAAUGAGGUCAAAUAGCUUUCAUUUUAAACAAUAUUUUUGGACUUUUUUUUAAAAUGUUUUUUCAGGUUGUGACUGCAAUUCAGGUUUUUGGACACACAACUGAACUUUGAGCUAUAUUCAAUACAAGUUGGAUGAAUUUUCAAUUCGUUUUUUGUUUUUUUUUUGUCAUCAACGGAUAACCCCUACACUCCUGGCUUUUGCAUCUUUGGAUGAUAAACUGGUUAAAAUGGCCAUACUGGUCCCUGGACUGCAAUGCCGGAUUGCUGAGGUUAUUUUCAAUAUGAAACUCCCCUCAUAUUAUUGAUUAUAUCCCAAAUAUUGCAAUUUGAAUGUACUCCUCCUGUCUACUCUGAUGAGAGCUUCCCAGUGGAAAACACCGAAACAGAAAAGACUGAUGGGUCAAGCAAGUGUGGCCUUUUGUCCAUGCUGCAGGAAGGAGGUCAAAGGUUAGAUCGCUGCCACACCCUCUGACUGUGAAUUCAUUUAUUAGAGAUGCCUGCAUUAUACAUGUACAUUUUAUGUUACUCUGCUUUAGCUUAAGACUGAAUGCUUUAAAUGUGUUUUAGAUAUUGCAGAGCACAAUCUUGCCUGUUUUAAUCUAAAAGAAAGUCCACCAACUUGUGACUCCAUGCCAUUAUGUGCCAAGUGGCUGCCCAGAAAUCAAACCUUUUUUUUUAACUUCAUUUUUUAGUUUUUUUAACUGUCGAGUAUUUGGCUCUGUAUUGAAUGUUCACUCCGAAGGUGAAUGAAGUUAUGUAUCGGUUUGCACAGCUAUCCUUAAGGUUAAUAGUGUUAAAAAUGACUGAUUCACUACAGGAUGACCUGGAUCAAACAGUUUUAGAGACCACACACACACACAUGCGCCUCCACUCUCUGCAAUGAAGACACAACAGCUCAUUGUUUGUCACUGUGUGUGGUCUCUCAACUGUUGGACCCCUCCCCAUCAAAAAGACUUUUAAGCUUUUAAGACAUCCAAAGCACCAUUUCAAGGAUCUAGAUUUAAUCCACACCAGUUGGAAAUGGUUGCUCAGGAUUUCUGAUGUUAUUUUAUCCUGGAUAAAGAUGACUGUACACAUCCAUGCUUGUGUUCAUCCCAGUGUAACUGAAUCUGCCGUAAGUGUUACAUGGUUUUUACAAGCGGGCCGAACAUUUUGGAGUUUUAAUGAAUCUUUAUUUUAGUGUCUGGGCUACCUUACUGAAGCCUUCAAAACAGAGAAACUGCAUUUAUUUUUUUCUCCAUGUAGAAACAGGUCUGAUGUUUGCUGUUCUAAAUCAUGGAAAUACCAGGAAGGAGGUCAAAAGUCACAACCAUGUGGAUUUUUUUUUCUGUCUUUGGAGAGAGGGUUGAAGAAACACUGUGCAGUGUUAAGCAGAGUUGGAGAAUUUUAUCUGGGACCAAAUCACUGGAGACAAUAUAGCCAAUCACUACAACAUAAUUGUUGAAAUUGAUCACCCACAACCUAAUGAUUAGUUCAAUAUACAUAUUUAAAAUUCACUGGAAACAUUUGAAUACCACGCAAGGUAAACUGUCAACUAAAUGUGCCAUUCUUGAAAAUAAAACAAUACAAAAGUGUAUUUCAGUAUUCAGACUGUUCAUUUUUUUCUGAAAUCUAAGUAGUUUUGCAAUAUUAGUGGAAACUCAAAUUCAAGUGAGAAAACACUAAAUUUAGUAUAAUAAUGUAACCUCUCAACAGUCCUGAAUACAGUAUUGGUGACAAUAGCCUCAAUGAAAAAUGGCAACCAGUGAUUUAGUCCCAUCAAUGGUCCUCUGAUGCAUGCAGAACAUGGCUUGAACUGGAUCGGCAAACUUCACUUUAUUCCUAUGACUAUAUCAUAACAAUCAGCAGGAGAUCUUAUGGGGAAACCUGAGCAAAGAAGCAUGUUUUAUCCUAGGGGAGUCGGCUACAAGGCAGCAUGUCUGACAGAAGGUUCUUGUCAUAGAUCACAUUUUCUCUACCUACAUCAUUUGUAAAUGAUAAUGGAAACUCCUUGCAGCAAUUAGGGUAAACUCAACAUUAUGGCCUUAUAUACCCGAUAUUCUAGUUAUUUAAAUCUACAAAGCUGUGUCCUGCAUUCACACAUACUAACUCUAGAAACUACACUAAAAAUACACUAAAUUGUCAUAGUAUACUGUUGAAGCAAUUUGUGUACAAGAUGUGUCACAUUUCCUAUGUGAAUGUACUACAUACCUCAAACCCCAGUUAAAAUGAGUACGUAGGACUGAGUUAGGAAACAGGUCAACACUCCACAAAACAUCUCGUCCAUGUUUUAACCUAACAAGGCAAAAGUAUUCAGUGUAAUUGCCUUCAGGCAGCUGAGAUCUGCCAGUGUCAAUGACACUAAACUAAUGUGUUUGUCCUGUAUUAAGGUUUCAGAAGGAAUAUCAGUGUGUGUGUGUGUUUGUUUUUAUUGGAACAUAUGCAACCUACCAAGUACACACAUACUGUUUUGUAAAAGGCAUAUUGUAUUUAUGGGGAUACUCAUUUUUGUCUUUUUUACUUUUUUUUUUUUAAAACAAGUUAAGCCUGUUGUAUGUGUACAGUUUGAAUAAAAACGAUAAGGUUUGUAA
This is a messenger RNA of Plectropomus leopardus (leopard coralgrouper), 4794 nucleotides long. RefSeq names its product frizzled-7-A-like. Gene Ontology annotation, molecular function: Wnt receptor activity; Wnt-protein binding. Gene Ontology annotation, cellular component: plasma membrane. The record is from RefSeq and is a predicted model, not a curated record. NCBI's taxonomy places the organism in Eukaryota, Metazoa, Chordata, Actinopteri, Perciformes, Serranidae. Gene Ontology annotation, biological process: non-canonical Wnt signaling pathway; canonical Wnt signaling pathway.